ACCGGAACUCUGAUUCAAUGUCUCUCUUGGGCUUCAUUUUACAGAACUAUUGAAACGCGAGACCAUUCAAAGACCUAUCCCUUCAAGACAUCAAAACAAAAAGUACUAAGACGAAGUCCUCCGUCGCCGACACUUUCAAACAAAUUUCUUUACGAUUCAUCCAAACCUAAAAGUCCGAAACGCUCUCAAUCUGUGAUUUCCUCCUCAAAACUACGAAAGAAAUACGACGGAACCGCUAAACGACGGUAUGUGCGGCGCUCGGGCUCUUCGAGUGAUGGCGUUUGGCGUAAGAGGGGUCGACCUCGAGAGCGGGCCUCGAGUGGCAGUUCGAGGACAGAGUCGCCCAUUCCGUCUCCGGUGCCAUCGGAGGGAAGCACUUGUGGUCACUCAUUGAGUGCUCCAUUGCUUCGGCGAAGGCGUAGUGAACAGCACGCCUUCGAUAUCAACAAUAUUGUGAUUCCGUACAGCAUUGCGGCCACGACUCGGGUCGAGAAACUUCAGUAUAAGGAGAUUAUUACUCCCAAAUGGAGGCUCACAGACCCCUCAGAGCACAAUACCUUCUCUUUCUCAGACCUAAAAAUCAAAUCCGAAUCAAAUGAAGAAAUAAAAGCCGUUCCGCAGAAAAGCACAUCCAUUGACGACGAAGACGAGGACAUCUCUGACACGGCGUUCACUUUGAGACACAUAAAAUCAGAAGAGGAGGAAAGAAAACGCAUUUUAUCAUUCAUUAAAGGAAACACCAAAAGUGGUUCUUUGCGAAGGGGAGCGCGAGUGCGGUUCGACAGCAACCGAUCCGACACAACCACAACACCCGGCGAUACUGUGUUUCAGAACAAUGACUCGACGAGUCAGGACUCCUAUAACGGCGCUUCUAUUCCUUCAACACCUGUUGUCAAUAACUGUAAUAAUGAGCCAAAUUUGGCCGAUACUCCACCACCGGUUCCGACCGAACGGCGCAGAAAUGCUUCUCUCUCUUCGAGAAGAGACGACUCUAUCGACGAAAACUUUGAAACUGUCGCUCCUUUCGAGUUAAGAACUUUUCCAUUGAAUGAAAUAGACUUUGAAUUAAUGUCGACAGAAGUGCAACCAAUGUGUCCCACAUUAGGUGACGACACAUUAGAUUCAAUGAAUGAUCCCGAAAAGUCCAAUGAGGGCACCAUUACGGCCAACAACAGCCGCGCGCCCACACCUGUCGACUCGGACGGCGCCGAAAGUGUUGUCGAACACAAUGAGGGCGACAACGAUAACGAAGACCCAGAAUGGGAGCCAAAAAAGUUAACUAAAGGCUAAUUUAUAGAACAGUGAGGACUUGUAAUAAUGUUUUGAGAAAUCGUAUGCUUUUAUAUUGAAAUAUAUCGAGUAAUGAAUGAAAUUGUUCGCUAUUUCCCCGAAUCCCUAUCUAAACAAAUCCAAAUGUAUGUAACAAUUUGUAAAUAUUUUUCAUUUGUUUUGCUUUUUAUUUUUUAGUACAAUUAAGUCGAGAAAUUCAAGACUAAUCUUUGAAAUCAGAUUUAUUUAUUAAACACAAAAGGGUUUAAAUCGAAAACAAAUUUUGAUCACUAAUUUUGUUUAAAUUAUGUGCUAAUCCCUCGAAAACAGAUCAUUAAAUUAAUCUAAACUUAAAUAUCUUACCGUAUAUUACUGUAAAUGAUAAACAAAUUACUGUACUUUUAAUUUUUGAAACGCCUCUUGAAAUUCUCAGACUUAAUAACUCUUUAUAAAAAUGUCUACAAAAAAUCAAUUCAAUUAGAAAGUCAUUAUUGGUUUGUUUACUAAACAUUUUUUUGUUAGUUUUAUCAGUCAUUCCAAAAGUGAAAAGUUUUUUUCAUAACUUGUUAUUAAAACAAAAGACAAAUUCAAUUCAAUUACCGAUUCAUUUUAAAGUCAGAGUCUAUUUGCU
Messenger RNA from Medioppia subpectinata, 1900 nucleotides. The record is from the annotation of a GenBank genome assembly. Lineage: Eukaryota; Metazoa; Arthropoda; Arachnida; Sarcoptiformes; Oppiidae.